GGGAGGGGACUACUUAACACCAUCAUGUUACCCAAACAAAUAUCUCAUCAAAAGUCCAAAACCAAAAAGCCUCAAUUCAAAUACAGAACACAGGCUAGCUUAUGUAAUGAGAGAACAAACUUUUCUCUCUUUAAAUUUUGGGGGAGACACAAACGUUGUUUUCUCAACCAAACAAACCAGCAAACGUUUUGUCUGCGAAAAAGGCUCUCUUUAGUUUUUGGGGAGACACAAACGUUGUUUUCUCGACCAAACAACCAGCAAACGUUUUGUCUGCCAAGAAGGCAAAUGAUGUUAGUAUGUUACUACUAUUCGGGAAUGGGCCAUUCGGUCCAAAAUGGUAACUACUAGGACGCGUAUAAGAGACUCAUCUCGGUCACGUUUUCCGUCUCGAAAACAAACAAAAACCGCAAAACAGAGCCAUAGUAGUAAUCUUCUCUCUCUCUCUCUCUCUCUCUUUCUCUCUCUCUCUCUCUCUCUCUCUCUCUCUCUCUCUCUCUCAAUUUUGAAGAAGGAUGAUGUUACCAGAAGCAUGCGUAGCGAACAUCCUCUCCUUCACAACUCCGGCCGACACAUUCACUUCGUCGGCCGUCUCCUCAGUCUUCCAGCUCGCCGGUGAUUCUGAUCUCGUCUGGGAGAAGUUUAUACCUUCCGAUUACAGCCACGUUGUCUCUAGAUCGAAUGAUCAUCACCGGAAGUUCUCCUCCAAAAAGGAGCUCUAUCGAUAUCUCUGUGAAUCAAUUCUCAUCGAUAAUGGCAGAAAGAUGUUCAAGAUCGAGAAGCUUUCCGGGAAAAUAUCGUAUGUUUUAUCGGCAAGAGAUCUUUCCAUAGCUUGGAGCGACCAACGACAUUACUGGUCUUGGAACCCUCGAUCAGAUUCAAGAUUCUCGGAAGGGGUGGAACUUAUAAUGACGGACUGGUUAGAAAUCAUCGGAAAAAUCCAAACCGGAGCUUUAUCGCCCAACACAAACUACGGAGCUUAUCUGAUUAUGAAAGUGACGUCACGUGCGUAUGGACUAGAGCUAGUUCCGGCAGAGACUUGGAUAAAAGUGGGGAAUGGUGAAAAGAAAACAAAGUCAACUUAUCUAAGUCGCUUGGAUAGCAAGAAACAACAAAUGGAGCGGCUGUUUUACGGACAGCGAGAACAGAGGAUGGCGAUGGACAAGGUUGUCGGGGCUCUUAGGAGGGAGCCAGAUGUGAGAGACGAUGGGUGGAUGGAGAUAGAGCUCGGAGAGUUCGAGACGGGACACGAAGGUGGUGAAGACAUGGAGGUUGUUAUGAGUCUAACCGAAGUUAAAGGUUAUCAGUUAAAAGGUGGGAUUGCGAUUGAUGGGAUUGAAGUAAGGCCUAAACCCCAAAAGUGAGUGAGUAGUAAUGGAAAGAUGUGUACCAAAUUUUGGGUUUACCUGAUUAUGUGUUUGGUUCGGGUCCAAAUUGUGAGAUGAGAGACAAACUAUUUUGGUGGUUUGAAUUUUACAUUAUUAUGCAUGUAAGAGUACGUAAUGUAUUGACCAACAUUUGUCAAUUGUCAUCUGACAAGAAAAAAAAAUGAAGACCACGAAUUGUCAA
Camelina sativa (false flax) is the source of this 1566-nucleotide messenger RNA. Its product is annotated as F-box protein PP2-B15. NCBI's taxonomy places the organism in Eukaryota, Viridiplantae, Streptophyta, Magnoliopsida, Brassicales, Brassicaceae. Gene Ontology annotation, molecular function: protein binding. The record is from RefSeq and is a predicted model, not a curated record.